Messenger RNA from Harpia harpyja (harpy eagle), 8765 nucleotides. RefSeq names its product unk like zinc finger (gene UNKL). Gene Ontology annotation, molecular function: metal ion binding. The record is from RefSeq and is a predicted model, not a curated record. The transcript has 10 exons. NCBI's taxonomy places the organism in Eukaryota, Metazoa, Chordata, Aves, Accipitriformes, Accipitridae. The coding region runs from base 3444 to 4862 and encodes 472 amino acids.
AUUGAUUGAAGAUAUUAUUUAUGAAAAAACAUGUGACAUUCCAUUCAACACUUCUAGUCGUUGAGGUAUUUGCUUAAGCAAAAAAAAAUUUGUUAAGAAAUAGUUAUUUGUACUGCUGUGGUUUUCACUGAUAGGCGUUUUUGUUGUACUGCUUAUGAAAAAUUAAGUAAUAUUAUCUGGAUUCGGGCAUAAAUAAAUAUGUUCUCUUUUUUACCUAACUUCUUGGAUUGGUAGUGAAGUCACAGUAGUAAUUGAUACUCAGUAACUUGGGACAAAUUUCUAUUUUAAGUAGAGUUGAAAAAGCUUUAUUGCAAAUAAUUAAGAGAAACUGAAUAGGUCGGGAAGAGGUGGAAAGAGCAGAAUACUCUCCUAGCGGCUGAAGUAAGACACUCCAGAAAAAACAAGGUGAUUUUAUAUUCCUCUGUAGGCAGUCACUGUAAUUUUGUUGGAUGGUUGAGGGUAACGGUGAAGUGCUAGGGAAGAGAGCAGUGCCAUGCAAUCUGCUGAGAUUUAAUUCUUAUGCGACACUAUGAAAAUAUUAAAUGUGCCAGUUAAUGGAAACAAACAUGAUGCUGAAAAGACAUGUUAUGCUAGAAGCUGCCUGUACAACAUUGGAUAUCUGUUUUCAUUUGGGGACCUUUGAAUGGACAUGAAGAAUUCACAGCAGGAUGUAAUUUCUUGUAUUAAAAAGCUCAAUACUUAGUGAGGUAUAAGCAAAGACCAUUCAAGCAAUUGCUAAUUUCUCUUCCAAUUACGAAGAUUAUUGAAGGCAUCUCAAGACUAUACUGGGAAAGGAAUUCGUAGAAUACUGACUCCAGGAUUGUUGAAAGCUUCAUAUCAUACAUUCUCUAUCAUAAGUUGACCAGCUACAUCUUUAUACUAAAUAGGUGUCACCUAUCUCUACUCUUGAGAUGCUGCUCCAGAAUUUCACUGUCCUGAUGACUAGAGGUUUUACAGUCCAGUUUUAUUUCAGAUCAUCUAAUUUCUUCUGCAUCGUAUUCCAGCCCUUUUCUGUAGUAAAGGUGUCUUCCUGCUUGGUAUUGCUACCAUACUUUUAUUUAUGACAAAGCUAUAAAUGAAAGUGCUGAAAUAAGUCACAAGGCUGAGCCUUGAGUUCUGCUACUCAUUUUGUCUGCUGCCUUCCUCUUUCAUACCAUCCAUUGUCAUCUCUCCAUUAGUCAAUUUAACAGCAGAUAUGUGACAUUGGGAAGAGUUAUGUUCUUCAUUAUCUUAAUUAAUGAAUCUUACCACAUCCUUUAUUGAAGUCCUUACUAGAAAGACUGCAUUUCCAUUUUAGAGAAUGACCUUUGAUUUAUCGAAGUUAUACAGUGAGUCUACCAUGAUGUGCUUUUGCCAAAUGUACUUCUAAUUUUAUCCCAUUUUUUUCUGUCUUUAAAUGGUGACAGACAGAAUAAUUAGUGGACAUGCAGUGGCCUGAAUCAGCUACUUUUGCUCUUCUCAAACAUAUGUGAGCUAUACUUAAUAUACCUCAGUUAUAUGUGCUACUUCUGAUGUGAUGGCUUUAUUAAAAGUACUUGCUAACUGCAUCUGUCUUAUUUGCCAGUUUUUUAAAAAUUAUGACAUAACAAUUGCCUAAUGCAUUUCCUGUUCCUGAACUGAUGGUGUUUUGCUUCCACAUCAGCUGUAGUCACCUCAGUCUUUGUCUACUUGCUUCCAUUAGCUGUGCUGCCUUUGUUGUAGUGUUGACCAUAAUUCCUACUGAUAAUCAAGGUGGGCAUAGUGUUAUCGCCUCACCUAAUUUUUGGUCUAGUAUUUAAUUUCACAGAAACUAGCAAUGUCCCUGCACCAAAAAGGGAGUUUUCAUUCAACAUCAUACCCUGUGAUCCUUUCCCUCCUUUGCUCCAGCUCUGACUUCAUCCAGUUGUGUGGUUAGAAUGGAAAUUCCAUACAGCUUUUGUACCUCUGACUUGAGGAUUCAAAGCACUCAUUUUAUUCAGUUCACAAUGAAAUUCAGUCUAUUUAAUGGUGGUCAUCAGUUGCCUUCAUUCCUCAGUCAACUUAUUUGAUGUCAUUAACAUUAGUUCAGCCUUCCUUUUUUAUGUCGUUUAAUUUAAGUUGAAUUAAUACUCACUUUAUCCAACAUUAUCUUCUCUUAUUGGAUGUUUUCAUGUACUUGUUCUUUACCAAAUUAAAAUAAAGAAUAUUGUCAUUGCCUCUUGGCUCAGUGACUAUUUUUUUAAGAAAUCUCUUGGUUAUCACAUUCAGGAAUUGCUUGAUUAUACUGUUAAUAGAUAGCAGCCGUGUUCUUGUCUGUAGCUGGGAAGUUAGUCUUCUGUAAUGAUUUAGUUCUUUGAGUUUGCUGUCUGUCUUGUAAUAUCAGUAUGUAUAGAUGACGUGGCCAUCUCCCAAAUCAGUCUUUGAGGUGCGAGCUCUGCCCCAGUAGUAUUUUGAUAUUAUCUAUAUUAUCACUUCUUGUAGCUGUAGCAUUUACCAGAAGGCACUCUGCACCAUCUGGGUAGCUCAUAGGAUCAGGAAGGCUGUUUUUUGGUUAGGACCUCAAACUAAGACCGAACUUCCACUUUCUUCUGUUUAAACCAUCUGGAAGUCAGCUCUUCUCAUUUGUUUUCUUCUGCAUCGUUAGCAUCGUGUAUACAUGUUUUGGGUUUGUGUGGUGGGGUUUUGGUAGUGGGGGAGGGGCUGCAGGGGUGGCUCCUGUGAGAAGCUGCUAGAAGCUUCCCCAGCUCCCAAGUCGGACCCGCCUCUGACCAAGGCCGACCCCAUCAGCGACGGUAGUAGCGCCUCUGGGAUAAAAGAUUUAAGAAGGGGAACCUGCAGCGGGGGAGGAGAUUGGAAUGUGAGAGAAACAGCUAUGCAGACCGCAAGGUCAGUGAAGGAGGGGGAGGUGGUGCGCCGGAGGAGGUUGAUGCCCCUGCAGCCUGUGGUGAGACGGCAGGCUGUCCCCCUGCAGCCCAUGGAGGUGAGCGGGGGAGCAGAUGCCCACCUGCAGACCAUGGAGGACCCCAUGCCGGAGGGGGUGGGUGCCCCCGAAGAUGGCCGUGACUCCAUGGGAAAGCCCGUGCUGGAGCAGUCUGUGACAGAAGAUUGGCCCGCGCAAAGGAUCCACGCCAGGGAAGUUUGUGGAGGACUGCAGCCCGUGAGAAGGACUCACGCUGGAGAAGUUCAUGGAGGAUUGUCUCCCGUGGGAGACACCCCACGCUGGAGCAGGGCAAGAGUGUGAGGAGUCCUCAUUGCAAACCCUGUCCCCCUGUGCCACUGCGGGGAGGAGGUAGAGAAAACUGGGAGUGGAGUUGAGCCGGGAAGAAGGGGAGGGGUGGGGGGAAGGUGUUCUGAGGUUUGAUUUUACUUCUCAUUAUCCUUGUUUUGAUUUGAUUUGUAGUAAAUUAAAUUUAUUUUGUUUCUUCCCCAAGCUGAGGCUGCCUUUUGCCUGUGACCAUAAGUGAUAUAUAAAUCUACAAAGUGCAAUGACAUGCGCCAAACAGGUUACUGCCCUCGUGGUCCAUUUUGUGCCUUUGCACAUGUUGAAAAUUUCCUGUUCUUCAAGUCCAACUGUAACAUCAAGUUCUGGUAGCAGUAGUUCUUUAUCACCCCUUGGACCUCUUUGUAGACAGAGAUCAUUAGCAAACGGCGUUUUGUGUUCUGAGUCUAGCACGUCAGGUGUUUCUUCACCGACAUCUAGCUAUCCAAAAGCACCAGGCUUUGAACGAGAAGAUCAGGCAAAGCAUCGAAGCUUCCCAGCUGAGAAUCAGCAGAAAAUAAAUGAACAAGACAACAAGCAGAACCAUCUCAGUGUUUUUUCAGCGGUUAACCCACUUGCUUCAAGUAUAACUUCCAGUCUGGCCUCCAGUCUUGGAUCAGAUACUUCAUCUCCUACAACUGUCUCUGCUAUCAGUGCCAAAGCUCCCCCGUUCUAUUCUGGCAGUAACACAGUUGAAUCGGUAAUAGGUUCUGCUCUAGAUUUGCAUUUUAAUGAUGUGAACGUCGCGUCCAUAGAGAGAGAAUUAGAAGAUCAAGAAGGCAGUGACCUUGGAUUAGCAAGUCAAAGAUUACUGGGAAGUUCAGCACCUGUCAAUAUUCCAGGUUCUCUUGUUCGUUCCUCAUCUUUACAUUCAUCAUCAUCCCUUUCGACCUCUCCACUCAGUUCUCUUUCACAAUCACUGUCUCAGUCUUUUGUUUCAUCCACUACGGCUCCUCACCACCAGCAGCCUCAGCUUUUGAAGACAGAACAUAGUAUGUUAGGCACCUCAGCCUCUUCUCACAACUCUUUAGGUUUAAAUGGUGUUACAGGGAGUAUUUGGGACUUUGUAACUGGGAGUUUCUCUCCUAGUCCAUCCCCAGUACUAAGCGGUGGCACUACCCCCUCAAUAAGUUCAAAUACCAGUGGGAACGAACUAACUCGAGUUAGACAAGAACUUGAUGAUGCCAAGAGAAAACUAAAACAAUGGGAAGAAUCUUGGCAACAAGUAAAACAGGCGUGUGAUGCAUGGCAGAAGGAGGCUCAAGAAGCAAAAGAACGUGCUAACAUCGCAGAUGCGGACAAACAACUCGCUCUUCAGAAGAAGGAGGAAGUGGAAAAUAAAUUAAAAAAGCUGAAGGCGCAGUUAGCUGCUUGUUUAUCUACUACGUUACCUUACACGAAAAACUAUGGAGAUAUAGAAAAGAUAUCUUUGCCAAAGCUUCGUUCCUUACAAAAUCGGCUGCACUUAGACUUAGAAACAAUAGAUGAGGUGAUUUUUCAGCUUCAGUCAAAGAAGUGUAUCGUUUGUCAGGAAGGUGAUCGUAGCAUUAUCCUGAAUCCAUGUCAACAUUAUGUACUUUGUGAUCACUGUGCAGCUGCACAAGAAGAAUGUCCCUGCUGCAAGAAAAAAAAAAAUCUGUGGUAGCAUACAGGCAUAGUACUCGUAUCAUGUUCAUGAAUUAAAUAAUUUUAUGGGUUUGUAUUUUGUGUAAGAAUUAUAUCACUCAUAAUUAAUCCAUUUAAUAGUGCUAGACUGAUUUCCAUUUUGAUGUGAGAAACUUAGUUACUUUAAGAUAGAGAAUAAAGCUUGCUCACCUUUACAUAUCAGCUUCAGUCAUUUGAUAAGGUUCUGUAGUCUUGAGGUUCGUUCAUUCCCCCGCAAUCCCAUUGCAGCCUUUUCUGACUUCCACUUACAUUCCCAGUUUACAAGCUACUUGGUUCAUUUGCACUGUAAUCACUUUGUAUAAAUCUUACCAUAAUGCCUGAAUGAAGUGUUUAUACCUGUUAUUUUCAUUAACAGAAGAUGGAUACAUAGAUACAGUAACUACACACUCCAUAGUACAAAUGGUCCCUUUGCCAUGUCUGUUGUUUGUAGAACACCAGACCCAGUAUUUUGGAAUCGGUCUAACACUAUGUUUACUUGGAUGUUUGAAAAACUCUGAUUAAUAUAAAAGCACUUUUUAAUUAUUGUGUUUUGGUAGAAGAUAUGUUGUAAAUUGCUUCAAGCUGCUUUCUAGGUCUUACGUUUAUUUUUUAAUAUGCAAUAAUAUGACGUGUUAUAUGUGUACUGUGAAUUUAAAAGAUUUCACAUGAUUUUAGUGUUAAAUCACAAUAUGAUUAAAUAGAAAUGACAACUUAGCUAGUUUUUUUACAAUUUAUAAGUUAACUGCGUACUGUAGUAUUUAUAAAUGUACCAGCGGAGAAAAAACGAGUGAGGCACAUACGCUUUCAUAUUCAAAGACAUGUUUUCAAUUUGAGAAACAGAUCAGUUUUAGUAAACAACUGUGCAUUUGCAUAUUUCCCUCAGUUUGGGUGUUUGUAGUCUUUAAGUUUUUGUACAUCUAACCUGUGUGGUACUCAUUGGGAACGGAUAUGAUAUAUAAAAUAUUACCAAGUGCCUAUGCCCAAUAUCCUAUAAAAUGGCAGAAGACAUAAAAAAAGAAUUUUGCAAAUAAUUUCUAUUGCUUAAUUUUGUAUUGAACAAUUUGACAAUAACUAGAAUAUGUCUCUUGCUUUUAUAAAUAUUUAAAACCACACUUUUUUCAGUAAUGAAGUAAUGCAUGUUUGAAAGAAACUACAAAAUUAUUUAACUAUGUAAUCAGGCAGUGACACUUUGACACAGUGAUUCUUUUAAAAGGUGGUAAUAUCCUUACUUCAUCCUGGUAGUUGGGAACAUGCAGUUCAGGAGGAGUAGUUAGUUAAUUACGGCAUGUUAACACUGUAUAUUUUUACUUUUCUUACAUGGAAUAAUUGCCUGCAUUACUCCUUUUACUGUUAAAUUAAGGUGUGACACUAGUACAACUUAGAUUGAAAUGACCUACUACUGUGUUACAUGAUUUCUAUCUCAGUAUUACUGUAUUUAGUACAAAAAGUGAGUUCACAUAGGCAGCAAAGAGUUAAUCUAUUUAAAGUUCAGUCAUGCUAAAACAAAAAACAAGAUGUAUACUAAAAUUAUUAUUGUCAAGAUGGAGCUUUUAUAACUGUGUCAGCGUUAAAUAAAGGGCCCAAGCCAAUAGUACUGAAAUAACUAUCUCCUUUGGGUUUUAGCGUUCUUUGUACAAAGGCUUGAGUUAGCAAAAAAUCAUUACACGUUUUCCGUGAGAACUAAAUGUACAGGCUUGUCACUGCUUUCCUAAGACAUGUUGAUCUGCAGGAACAUUUGAGACCUUUUGGGAAGGGAGAAGUAGGAUAAAAUAUUAAAUACAUUUCUACUUGAUUCUGUUUCAAAAUUUUGUCUGAAGAUCACUUUAAAGACCAAAGUUGGGUUUAAUAAUGUGAUUUUGUUGACUUUAACACAGUUUCUCUAAAAUGUUUGUACUGAGAAAAGUAUAAAAUUGGACUGUAUUUGCAUUUUCCAACACACUUUUCUGUCCUAAAAUAAGAUAUUGCCAUUUUAAAGGUGUAGCCAGCUUUGGACUUUUAAAAAAAAGGAACUUGUAUCACCAAGUUUGGCUGUAGGUAUUAAUGUAUUUUUUGCAUCUGUGCAGUCUAUGACAAAGACUGAUUUUUGAACUUUAACAGCAUUUUGGACUAAAGCAAACUUAGUUAUGUAAGGGUUUUGUUUUUUCAAACAGUGAGCAAAUCAAAGAAUAAUAUGUAAUUAUAGUUUGAAAUUAUGUUACAUAUUUUUCAAACAAGCAUUUGUUUUGGACACCAGUCUACUAUAUUUAUCUAGUGUGGAACAGCAUUCUGCAACCAUUGUGCUCACAAAAACAUUCAGAAAUAUCUUAGUGAAAAUUUUUGCUUUGGUAUUUUAGAAGAAACCAGCUUCGGGCCACGUUGUGCUGCCCAUAUGCAGCUAUGUGACAUUUGUUACCGACGAGAUAUGGAAGCUUGGUUUUGUGCUGUCUUGUCAAAGUUUAUCGUUCUUCAUGUGUAUUUUAGUGCAUUUGCCUAUGUCCUAGGGCUAUUUUGUGGUCCCUUUUUUUGGUACUAACAGGCGAUUUUCGUAAUGUCAUGACACCAACAAAAAAGGAAUGUAAACAGCACUUGCAGUGUGAAUCAUCACAUUGACAUUCAUAGUUUAUGUGUGCUGCAUUUUUAGAGGAAAUUAACUAAUAUAUUUAGUCUGUUGCUUUUUUAAGUUGUAUGUUUUGUUGUUUUACAAUGAUGAAUCUUGAAAAUAAUUAUGUGUGUCCUGUAGUAAUAUCAGUACUGAAAAUUUUGCAGGUGUUCCCUGUAAGUUUCUUUGGUGCUGAAAUACAGACACAUUUAAAAACUGUCAACAAACCAUUUUGUGGAGAAGGAAAAAACACAUACCAAAGAAACAUACCUAUAUGUGAAAUUCUCAGACUGGAUGGCUUGCUAUAAUUAUAGAUGAAUCCUUAGGUAAUCACUUGAACCAUGCAUCAUCAUAACAUAGCAGUCAUAUGAAAAUAAUACAGUUGUUCUUCACAAAAUUCUUUUUGUGAGGAAUUACAAGCAAAGUUUUCUGUAUCUUAUUAAGCAAGUUGACUGCAAAAACAAGUAAGUAUGCACUUUUACACCACUACUUUAAAAUGGAGGAUAAUAAAAUACAUGCAGUUGACUAGAGACGACUAUUUGGAAGAAGUCAGAAGUGAAACCUGACCUUUGUAAGUAUUCAUCCUUGUACUACAUACAUUAUCUAGAAACUGGAUACAUUAAAAUUAUAUUUUAGCGAGACUACAAUAUGGUAAUUUGCUGAAUUCACAAAAUACAUAAAAGCAAACUACAUAUAUUUUCAAGAUUCAUUUUGGUAUUUGACAAAGUUCUGUGUUAAUUUAUGUAAGAAUAUAAUUUUAAAUGUGAAUGCCAUAAUGUUGUCACAAUUAUUUUAGCCUGGGGAAUAAUAGAUUAAAAAUGUGAUUUCUCAGGGUUUUUACAGUUAGGAGCUGUAAUUUAACCAGAAGUAUGCUAAUUACAGAUAGAUCCCAAGCUGCAUGUUACAGGCUUAUUAUUAGUCUUCUUUGAAUAGCAGAUUAUUAAAGACAUACUUGUUUUGUUCUAUAUUGCCAUUCAGAGUAUCCUAGUAUUAAAUAUAGGUAGUAAUAUUAUUACUGUCACACUAUGCUUGUGUAACUGUGGUCAUCAUCAGACCCUAAAUAAAUACGGAAUUUUUAGUCAUAUUAAUUUAUGGAAGCCGUUAAUGUUUUGAGUGUACAGACAGAAAUGAUUUUGUGAAUGAAAUUGUUCUUAAUACAAAACGUAUUAUUUAUAAUGCAUACUCAUUUACUUGUAGUGAACUGUUUAAAAUUGUUAACACUUGUUAAAACUUUUCUACACUAUAGCGUUUAUGCAAUGGUUUACAGAAGUCAUGGAAUUAUUUUUAUUACCAACAUGGAAAUAAAAUUUUGAUCUUUAUUUCUGA